This is a messenger RNA of Sinocyclocheilus anshuiensis, 1214 nucleotides long. Its product is annotated as transmembrane protein 150A. The coding region runs from base 196 to 1032 and encodes 278 amino acids. Lineage: Eukaryota; Metazoa; Chordata; Actinopteri; Cypriniformes; Cyprinidae. The record is from RefSeq and is a predicted model, not a curated record. The transcript is spliced from 7 exons.
GAUCAAUAGAAUUUUCACUGAAGCCAUAUGGCGUUAUUUUAAUGAGAAAUGCUGCCCUCUGCUGGACAUGAGAGGAGAGGAGGAGCAUUAGAUCAGACCUCAUGUGUUCCUCUCUCACUGUGUCUGAAAACACAGCACCAGACACUGACAGAAAACACUUGCUGUCAUGUGUUGAUCUGUGAGGUUUUACACUGAAUGAAGAUGAGUGGAGUUAGAUCUGAUGCAAUGAUUCAGAGAAGCUCUUCAGGACGAGGGAAAAUGUCUCUGUGGUUUCUGGUUCCCAUCAGUUUGCCUGUGUUCACACUGCCUGGAAUCUGGAUCAUAUAUGCGAUGGCCCUUUACAAUCAGCACGUUUGUCCUGUGAAUAACUGGGUAUAUAACUCAACCUGUGAGACGUCUUUGGUUCUUCAGAGCGGAUCUGAUCUGUGCUGCACGCUGGACAACAUCCCACUCAUCAGUAAAUGUGGCGGUGUUCCUCCAGAGAGCUGCUGGUUCAGUCUACUGUGCAGCACUGCUUCAUUCCUGGUGAUUGUGAUUGGUCUGCUGCGUUACGCUCAACUCAUCCAUAAGCACAGCAACAGCGUGUUGAACAUCGAGGGUCUGUUUGCCGGAUGGCUCUGUGCUGCAGGACUCAUGAUUGUGGGAAACUUCCAAGUGGACCAUGCUAAAGUCCUUCAUUAUGUGGGCGCGGGUCUGGCCUUCCCUGGCAGUCUGCUGUUUGUGUGCGUGCAGACGCUGCUUUCGUACCGCGCAGCCGAGACGCCGAGAGACUUCCAGACGGCUCAUCUACGGCUGACGCUCACCGCACUGGCCUUCACCACCCUCAUACUCAGCGGUGUGUUUUUCAUUCAGGAGAGUUUUGUUCUCCAGCACGCGGCUGCUAUAUUGGAGUGGAUGUUUGCCAUCAUCGUGCUGCUGUUUUACAGCUCCUUCUCGCUCGAGUUUGGCUCCAUCUCUUCAGAAACACUCGCCGCUCUGAUGACGAGACGAGCCGGCGCGUCUGAGGACAGACACAGACUAGAGAAAGUCUAGACAAACGUCUGACGUGUGAACAUCAGCCUAAAGAGAACAUGAGGAUUAACAUGCAACCUGCUGGAAAAACCUUUACAACCUUUAUCUGCAUUACAGACAAUCUGAAUUUAAGAAUGUAGAAGAAUUGUAAAAUUCUUUGUUAAAGGAACACGCCACUUUUUUUGAAAAUAGGUUCAUUUUCC